Cryptomeria japonica (Japanese cedar) is the source of this 5238-nucleotide messenger RNA. RefSeq names its product kinesin-like protein KIN-7E, chloroplastic. Bases 659 to 4357 code for a protein of 1232 amino acids. Gene Ontology annotation, molecular function: microtubule motor activity; ATP binding; microtubule binding. The record is from RefSeq and is a predicted model, not a curated record. The transcript has 26 exons. Gene Ontology annotation, biological process: microtubule-based movement. NCBI's taxonomy places the organism in Eukaryota, Viridiplantae, Streptophyta, Pinopsida, Cupressales, Cupressaceae.
CCAUCGAGGAAGUCAGCAUUAUUGGAUUUAACAUUAAAUCCACAUGAAUUGCAUCGUGCGCAGACAGAGAUGGUGUACGUACAAGAAUGAUAAGCAUAUUUCGUUGGGGUCCCCAAAGGUUGGCUUUGACAUUGACGGUAAAAUUGUAGCUUAAAAAUUUAGGUUAAAUUGGCUGGGCAUUUGACCUCAGAAGGCCCUUUAGCGCUUCACGGGAAGUAUGUUGUUAUAGAGGUGAUUUGCGUGUUUUACACGGGCGUAGGUAAAAGAGGGCCAUCGUUGGGGUGGACAAGAAUAGGUGGAUUUAGGUGAAGGAGAGUGGCAGCCAUUACAGGUGGGCAGAACAGACGCAAUCAAAGCUUAGAGGAAGUUUUGGCGGUCAAUUGGCGUGGCACAGUGAAAGUAAUGUGAGUGAGGGGGGAAGGGGAAGUGGAGUGACGGGACACGUUUGUAGUUGUUGAGGAGCAGUCGGGGGUUACGGUUAGGAUUUCCCAUCUGCAGUUCAAAAUGGAAGACGGAUCGGGCCCAACCUCUGCCCCUCCUUUGCGCUGUGCAGGCCGCAUUGGUGCGCAUUUCGCUCAUCUUCUAAGCUAAGCAACCCAAUGCCUCUCCAUUUAUCCCCAUUUUUCAUCUUGCGUUCAUUCUGUUCUGUGCGUGCGCAAUGGCGUCCAAGGGGAAUAGCAGCAGCAAGUACAGGAAGACGUCGCCUCUGAUUCCCAAGUCGCCCACAUCGCCGGCGUCUUCUACAGCGUCGUCUUAUUUGUCGAGCAGCAUGGGCUUUGGCUCUACGUCCAAGUCGGCCGGACGGAGUACGCCCACAACGCCUGGCAGCGCACGGAACUUGCCGCCAUUUGCCAUUCAGAGCAAGUCCCUUCAGCCUUAUGCUUAUGCCGAGAGCCUCGCCUCAGCAGAUUUUCAGAAGUCCAAGGAGAACGUUACCGUCACUGUUAGAUUUCGUCCUCUCAAUUCACGAGAAAUUCAGAAGGGAGAUGAAAUAGCUUGGUAUGCAGAUGGAGAUACAACCGUUCGGAAUGAAUACAAUCCAAUGACAGCUUAUGCAUUUGAUAGAGUGUUUGGGCCUGCAACUACCACACGACAUGUCUAUGAUGUAGCUGCACAACAUGUAGUUGGUGGUGCAAUGGAGGGUGUAAAUGGCACGGUGUUUGCAUAUGGUGUGACAAGUAGUGGCAAGACCCAUACAAUGCAUGGCGAUCAAAAAUCUCCUGGAAUAAUACCUCUGGCAGUGAAAGAUGUAUUUAGCAUUAUACAGGAUACACCUGGUCGAGAGUUUCUUCUUCAUGUCUCGUAUUUAGAAAUCUAUAAUGAGGUUAUAAAUGACCUGUUAGAUCCUGCAGGGCAAAACCUGAGAAUAAGAGAAGAUGCUCAGGGAACAUAUGUUGAAGCGAUUAAAGAGGAGGUUGUUUUGUCUCCGGCUCAUGCUUUGUCUCUUAUAGCUGCAGGAGAAGAGCACAGACACGUGGGAUCCAAUAAUUUUAACUUGCUCAGUAGUCGAAGUCAUACAAUUUUUACAUUGACAAUUGAAAGCAGCCCCUGUGGUGAAAAUAGAGGGGAUGAAGAUGUCACCCUUUCUCAGCUGAAUCUCAUUGACCUUGCAGGCUCUGAAAGCUCAAAAACAGAAACCACAGGGUUGCGAAGGAAGGAAGGUUCUUAUAUUAACAAGAGUCUUUUGACACUUGGAACUGUAAUUUCAAAGUUGACAGAUGGGAAGGCAACACAUGUACCUUACAGGGACUCAAAACUCACUCGUCUUCUGCAAUCUUCCUUGAGUGGCCAUGGACGUGUAUCACUUAUUUGCACUGUUACCCCUGCAUCGAGCAGUACUGAGGAGACGCAUAACACGUUGAAGUUUGCUCAUCGAACAAAGCAUGUGGAGAUUCAGGCAGCUCAGAAUAAGAUUAUAGAUGAGAAGUCAUUAAUUAAGAAAUACCAGAAAGAGAUCCAAAACUUGAAGCAGGAGUUGGAUCAGUUAAAGAGAGGUAUGACGGAGAAGCACUACUUGGUAGCUCCUGGUCAAGAUGAUCUUGUAACACUAAAACAACAGCUGAAAGCUGGCCAAGUAAAGCUACAGUCGAGAUUGGAGGAAGAAGAACAAGAAAAAGCUGCCUUAAUGGGAAGAAUUCAAAGGCUAACAAAGCUGAUUUUAGUAUCUACAAAGAACACGAUCCCCUCAAACUUUCCAGAAAGGUCUGGUCAUCGACGGAGACAUUCUUUUGGAGAAGAGGAGUUAGCAUAUCUACCAGAUAGAAGACGUGACCUCUUGAUUGAUGACGAAGACAGCCAUGAUUCAGAAUUUUCCAUGGAAGGAAAGGGUGAUAACAAUCCCAUGGAGGAGACAAUUAAGGACAAGAAGAAAAACAGAAAGCAUGGCAUGCUCAACUGGUUUAAACUACGGAAGCAAGAGAUUGGUGGAAUUUCCACAAAUAUUGAUAAUGAAAGCUCCCCGACUGCAUCAUCUGUAUCUGGUACCACUUCAUCCUUAAAUGCAGACUCUCCAGUAGAUUCUAAGACAGGGCGGAGAAAGUCAGUCAGUCUUAGGGUGGAUGAUGUGGCACCUGUGAUUGAUUCCUUUAAUGAACGAACACAGGCUGGAGAUCUAUUCAGUGCAACAGUUCGUGGGCGACGGCCACCUCCAACGGGAACUACAAUGGCUGAUCAAAUGGAUCUUCUUAGAGAACAAGUGAAGAUGUUGGCUGGGGAGGUUGCUCUCUGUACAAGUUCCCUGAAACGCCUUUCUGAGCAGGCUGCUAGCAAUCCAGAUGACUUUCAACUUCAAGUUCAAAUGCAAAGCAUGAAGGAUGAGAUUGAGGAAAAGAAACGACAGAUGCAGGUUCUUGAAAAGCGCAUGCUAGGUUCUAUUGAAUCUUCGCCAAACACUGCUAAUAUUUUGGAAAUGUCACAGUGUAUCUCAAAACUUACAGCUCAGUUGAAUGAGAAAACUUUUGAGCUUGAGAUCAAAACUGCAGAUAACAGAGUACUUCAAGAGCAGCUACAAACAAGGGUGUUAGAGUUGAAUGAGAUGCAAGAGACAGUUCUUUUGCUCAGACAACAACUUAAUGCUGCAAUGGAGAAGAAGUCUCUUGAUGAAUCACAGUCUGCUACUCCUUACAACACAGGUGGCUGGCUUAAUACCUGCAGCUUGUCUGGAGAGCUUCGGCAUGUUGAAAACAGCUUAGAUGUUAAGAGGCCAGAUUCGACUAAUCAAUUACCAAGAGGAUCUUUGAUUGUUGAAGAGGAUAUUUCAUUGCAGUCACAAGUUCUUAUGCAGGCUGCUGAGAUUGAGAAGCUAAAGCAAGAUAAAGUUCGUUUGAUUGAAGAAAAAGAUGGACUUGAAGUUCACAGCCAGAAGUUGGCAGAAGAAUCAGCUUAUGCUAAAGAACUGGCCUCAGCUGCAGCAGUGGAACUAAAAGCUUUAGCAGAGGAAGUAACAAAGUUGUCAUAUCAGAAUGCUAAAUUAACAUCUGAUUUGGAAGCAGCACAAGAGUCCACCUUUCGAAGAGCUGCCAAUGGCUCUAAGUAUGGUCAAAAUGAUGAAACCCAAGACAUAUACACAGGUGGCAGGAGAGAAGGACACAUGAGAAAGUUUGACCAAGGGACAGUUUUGAGUGAUAUUAGGAGGGACCUAAUUGCAUCUCAUGAAAGGGAAGCAGCCCUAGAAGCUGCACUGAUAGAGAAGGAACAAAAGGAAACAGAGCUUCAAAAAAAAAUUGAGGAAGCAAAGCAAAGAGAAGCAGACCUAGAAAAUGACCUUGCAAAUAUGUGGGUUGUUGUUGCAAAACUGAAGAAAGGUCGAGAGAAUCCAGAUGAAGUCACUUUGGGAUUGAACGCAGGUGAAGGUAGUACACCUAGAAGCAUUGUAAAUGACAAUAUUGUGGCACACUCUGUUGAGAGAAGCAACAAUUAUGAUGAGAAAAGGCUGGAUCAAACCACGGAGAGUAGGGGUACUGUAGAAGAGCUAAAAAUUUCUCUUGAUAAUGAGAGGCAAAAGCGUGUGGAGCUGGAAUCUCUAAUAUCUCAACUUAAGAGUGAGGACAUUGAUGGCUUGGACCUUCCAACUCUUGAUGAUCUGCAAAGUCUCCAUGUGGAUGCGAUUACAAAGAUUUGCCAUGCAAAGGUUCGAAUGCAAGAAAAGAGUGAGAAAGAGGGAUUCAGAGCUAGCAAGGUUGAAUCAUAUGAUGAAUCGAACAGCAGCUUCUGUAAAGUUUGCUUUGCUGCACAAACUGCAGCUGUUGUCCUUCCCUGUCGGCAUUUAUGUUUAUGCAAGACAUGUGCUGUAGCCUGCACAGAAUGUCCAGUUUGUAACAAUGUUAUUACUGACAGAGUCAUUACAUACAAGUCUUGAGGUGAGACUCGGAAGGUUUUUUCUUUCUAAUUAUUGCUACAUUGAUGAGCUUCAUUUCUUGAUGUUGAUGAAAAGGGGUAACCUUAGAGGAGGCAAGCUCAAGUUUCAGCACAAUUCUUGCAUUUUUAGGAAUUAUAACCUUAUGAUCUACAUUUGGCAUAAAGUGCUUGUCACAAUUGCGUCUUGGAUUACAAUCCUUUUCAGUCUUUUCUAUCUUCUUUAUGUUUAUCUUGGCCCCUCUGUCUGAAAAUUCAUCUGAGGCAUUAUUCACUCUGAGCUCAAUACAAUUUUUUUUGUUUUCCUCCAUAUGACUAAAUACAUAUUACAAUCUUCAAAGAAUAUCCUGGCUGGGCCAUGCAUCCACUGAACACUGAUAUGUUGUAUUUUUCUCGAGAAGAAUUGUCUUUUGGAAAAGAGCUGAAAAUACAAAGUGCAGAACAGCAUUUCAGCUAUGAUAGCAUAAUAUGAUUCUGUACAAUGUGAUGUAUUCUGGGAAAAGUGUAUGAGAGACAUUUACAUUGGGAAGAGCAUUUUGAUGGUUGUUUCUUCUCAACCGGUGUUAUAUUGCUGGUCAAGUUUGGUUUUCUUUGGACCUGUAGAUUAUCCAAGAUUUGCCUUCUUAGCGAGAGUAAUCCGCUUAGUGUGACGUGUACAACUGUGGCUCCAGUUGUUUCCUUGGUGGCCAUUUUUUGUGGGAAGUAACUUGGCACCGGAUUUGAUGCUCCUCCUAUAUAGAGGAAGGCCUUUGUGCUUUGGAAUUUUGUAAAGCUAAUUUCCUCGAGGAAAUAUGCAAUAACUAAUUGCCAAAAUCAUGUACUAACAUCUUGGAAUUGUGAAGUAUUGCUGUCUACGUGAGUUAUAAAAUGUAGCUGCUUUGUUCU